Messenger RNA from Labrus mixtus (cuckoo wrasse), 4177 nucleotides. RefSeq names its product phosphatase and actin regulator 1-like. The record is from RefSeq and is a predicted model, not a curated record. Lineage: Eukaryota; Metazoa; Chordata; Actinopteri; Labriformes; Labridae. The transcript has 12 exons. Gene Ontology annotation, biological process: cell motility; stress fiber assembly. Bases 22 to 1815 code for a protein of 597 amino acids. Gene Ontology annotation, molecular function: actin binding.
UCCGUUUUUUUCCGCGCGACAAUGUACAAGACGAGCAAUUACCCCACCGUGGACCCCGCGCCCACCAUCAUGCACGGCACCUGGUUUUCCACGGGCUGCCGAGGCAACACGGCCGUGGCGGUGGAGAAACCCAAGAAAAAGGCGUUCAGCCUGGUCAAAAUCAUGUCUCUGAGCAACAAGAAAGGGCACGGCCAGCAUCCGCACCACCACCACAACAACAACAACAACAUGCCCUUUACGAUCCACUGUCACAUCGGGAAAGAGAUCAAGCACAUUUGCAGCAAUUGCAGCCGCGGGAAUGAGACACAAGACGCUGAGGAAGUAGAGAGGCUGGCCGCCAUGCGUUCUGAGUCUUUGAUCUCUGGCACCCACACUCCACCCAUUCGCCGCCGCAGCAAGUUUGCCACUCUGGGGCGCCUCCUCAAGCCCUGGAAAUGGAGGAAGAAGAAGAGUGAGAAGUUCAAGCAGACCUCUGCUGCGUUGGAGAGGAAGAUGUCAAUGCGACAGAGCAGAGAUGAGCUGAUCAAGAGAGGGGUGCUGAAAGAGAUCUUUGAAAAAGCAACCAUUGAGUUCCGAUCCUCCAUGGACGGCGGAGUCUGCACUCAGGAGCCCCAUAUUAAAUCCUCUAUGGUCCUGCCCAGCAAGAAAACUGUCACCUAUGCUGGUGACCUUCAGGAUACCCCCAUCAAGCCUCCGCUGUAUCAUAAACAGCCCCCUGCCCUCCCUCCAAAGCCUUUCUCUAGGAUCCCAAACCAUAGCACAGAUUCUUGCCAGCCAAUGAAGUUGCCCUGUAUGCCUGGGGGAAAGCACUCUCCACCUCUGCCCCCAAAGAAAGUUAUGAUUUGUAUGCCUCAAGGGGGGCUGGACUCCUCCUCCCCUUCUCCAUCCCCAAAUCCCCUAAGCGCUCUGUCCGAAAAGUGCGCCCCUUCUCAGAGAAUGUCCCUCCACCACGGCAACUUGCUGCCAUCUCAGUUCGCUGGCUUAUCCAGCCUUCACCAGAGCCACGGUCACCCACUCCAGCUACAGUACGGCAGCUUGCACGCUCCCAGCCGCAUCAUAGAGGAGCUCAAUAAAACCCUGGCGCUCUCAAUGCAAAGGUUUGAAAGCUCUGCAUUGCACGGUGGCGGUCAUUGUAUUCAAUUGGACCGAAGGGAAGUGCCGUCUGUGAUCAUCGACUACGAGGACGACAAGGAGAACAUGCCCAACGAGUCCGACUACGAAGAUCUGCCCAGCAUGUACAAGGACGAGGACGACGACGUGGAUGAUGACGAGGACGACGAUGAAGACGACGACUCCAUAUUUACAAGUACCCUGGCUCAGAAGGUGCUCAGGAAAGACUCUUUGGCCAUCAAGCUGAGUAACCGUCCAUCCAAAAGAGAGCUGGAGGAGAAAAACAUCCUGCCCAUGCAGACCGAUGAGGAGAGGCUGGAGUCCAGGCAGCAGAUAGGCACCAAGCUCACCAGGCGCUUGAGUCAGAGACCAACAGCGGAGGAGCUGGAACAGAGGAACAUCCUCAAACCUCGCAAUGAACAAGAGGAGAUGGAGGAAAAGAGGGAGAUCAAGCGAAGGCUAACACGAAAGCUCAGCCAGAGGCCAACUGUAGAAGAGCUGAGACAGGCCAAGAUUCUCAUCCGGUUCAGUGACUACGUGGAGGUAUCGGAUGCCCAGGACUAUGACAGGCGGGCGGAUAAGCCCUGGACCCGGCUAACAGCCGCUGACAAGGCCACCAUACGGAAGGAACUCAACGAUUUCAAGAGCAACGAGAUGGAAGUGCAUGAGUCAAGUCGCCAUUUAACCAGGUUUCACAGACCAUAGUAGACCAUCACUGUCUGGAGCAGUGCCGGACCGAUCCCACCGCUCCUCCACUGAGAACCUUAAGUGCUGGACAGUAAAAAUGGUGCCCGUUUCUACAAUAAGGCCAUGUCUUCUGAAAUGCCUUUUAUUUUUUUUUCCAAGACCCAAAACAACUUAGUCGGUACAAGAUGCAGACGCCCACUACUCCAUCGACGGAAGUAGCACAUACUGACUCCAGUUGAUUCACAAUGCCCCUAUUUUGGAACAUCGCCCCUCGACUGUCUCGUCAAACCUCCCUGCUGAGCUCUCAAUGCGGGCGCUCAGUUCUGUGGCUGUCAGACAGCAGGAGGGUUAGUUUUUGUUUUUUGCAAUUGAUUGACAUUGUCAACAUUUACUGAGGAAAGCUGUUGGCACAUCAUUAACACCAGAGGACGUGUCUCAGUGGACACGUUUUUAUCCCCUCUUCCUUAUAAUGCUGUUACUCCAGACUCCUCUCGCCCAAAACUGCACUUGGAUGCAGUGUUGACUGUUCUUAGCUCACUGAUAUCAGCAAAGGAUCCGCCUCUACUGCACCUGCUGGGACUUAGGAUACAGCUUCAAAUAUGGGGUCUAACAUUAGAAACCGUGCAAUAUUGUUUUCCUCUGCUUUUUCCUAGGCUAUAGCACCCCCUAGAGUCCCCUCUUUGUCAUUACUCUGUGUAGUCCUGACUUCUCCUCUUCCCUCAUUAUGUGCAAUUCUCACUGUACCGACAAUGUUGACAUCUUAAAUGCUUAACUGUGAAUUUGAGAGUCGUGAGCUCUCUCCAAAUGUACAUUUUGUUUAUAAUAAGGAAGAAAGUUACUUUCAAAGAUGAAUCAUGCUUGACAAAGUCACAAUCUUAUACAUUUUAAUGUAAAAAAAAAAAACAAUUGCAGCUGCCAGAGAUAUUCUGGUUCCAGUUUGUGCAACACUGAUCAUUUUUUUAUGAUUUAGUUUUUGAUAGAACCGCUUUGAUCAUUUAUAAUUGGUUUCAUGAUUUUAAAUGUUCUAGCUCUUUGGUUUGUGAGAUUUUUUUGUUUUUAAACAAAUGACCAAGAGCUGGCUCACCAUGUUGUUAUGUAAUACAUUUAAUUGUGUUUCAGCGCUGCGUUGAAUGAUCUCUGCAUUGUAUUAUACUUUACUUUUAUACUCGUGACAUUAUAAGCUUUUCAACAAGCAAUAUCUGUUUUUUGUAGAGAAAACUACAGGUGUACUUCCCACCAUUUUUUAACUGUGCUUAUACACUAUACGACUCACUUCAGGGUUUUGAUUUUCUUUUAGAAUAGUCUUUUUUUUCCAUGAGGACUUUUUCUUGCAUUUUUCUUGACUGAGCCACCAAAAGAAUCUGCCUCUUUAACAGCUUACAGACUCAUUCGACAACACUUGAUUCAAUCUAGAAAUUAUGACUGAACCUGAUGAUGAAUUCUGACACAAGUACAGAUUUUUGGUGAAUUCACUGAGGUCAGGAUUUUUUAUUUAUUUUUUUUGCACUGAGAAGAGUUUGGCUUUACAGUGGCCACUGUUUUAAGAUCAGGGCCUACAGGUGUAAAAUAAUGUUGGAUUUCUGAACUGUGACCACUUUGUUUUCUUCACUUUAAAGCUCUUGUCACCUGAUCACUGAUACUACACCAGUAUUCCAAUGCUCAUAAGCUUUAUGUACACAGAAUAUUUUCAUUAUUUUUUUACUGUUUUACUUUUGAAGUUGCAAUAUGAAAUUCAUGUUUGUCAGAUGAGUAAAGGGAGUACAGGCGAAAGGCUGUCGGCCUCCCACUACAACAUGUAUCUGCAUUGAAAACAAGCUUUCCUUUAUUUUCAAUGUCUCCAUCUGUUACGGACAAAUGAGAAUAUAGUACUUUUUGUGCACUUAAUAGUUUUUAUGUGAAAUAUUUUGGAUUAUGUUUGGAGCACCUCCUCAAAAUCAAUGCACAGAUUGAUCCUUUAUUUGAAUCAGAAAUUGAUGGGGUGAUCCUAUCCUGGAGACUUUGAAAAAGAUGAGGUUUCUUUGUGUAAGAACCAGCUUUCUGUCUGAUUCCAGCAUCAUGCCACCUAACUGAAAUGUCCCAUCUAUAUGUGCAGUAAAAUAGUGUAAUAGUAAUACAUUUAGACAAAUCUGCUCCAGUUUUAAUUUCAGCUCCGAGACAUAAACCUGAGCCUCUGGUCUGAGCAUGAGGUUUCCCCAUUUUUGCUGGAAUCAAGGAACAUGAAUUCAGCAAUAAUCGUUUUUCCCUUUUUCAUGUUAGAGGAGCAGCUGAAUGAAUUUUGAAAGUGUUUCUUUUUUCAUUUCUUUUUUUUUUUUUCUUUCAUUUUUGAAAUACAGAGUACCGUGUACAGGAAACAUCAUGCCAAUUAAAUUCCAUUUCUGAA